CGUGUGUUACUGAGGCUUCAGAAGAAAAUGGCAACAUUCACUCCUUACGUCAUAGCCCAGCGUACCAAAGUCGUCGCUGUCUCUGUCGUUAUCUUUGCCGUCGCUUGUGUGUGUCAGAUCGUUGCUAUAGCAACACCAGGAUGGCUGUCCACCCCGGGAGUCAUCGUGGGGUUGUUCAUCUACUGCGGCUCCUUCACCACCCAAUCCAGCACCAGCUCCGUGCGAGACUGUACCAGCAUCAGCCCCAAGGAGACACCCGAUUCCCUUCAAGCAGUCCGGGUGUUGUCUGUCAGCACAUCGGCGAUGCUUUUGGUCGCCUUCAUCACCUGCUGUUUCCAUACUCGUCACGUGAUCAAAAACGAAAACAUCAACAAAAAACUGGUCGUAGUUUGCGUCGGAUUCGCUCUCACCGCAGUCGUGAUAACAGUGAUAGCCAGCAUACUGUUUGGGGUGGAAUGCAAGCAGAAGAUGCCCUCUGAUGGCUACUACAAGUACGACCUCAACUAUUCUUUUGCCCUGUACGUGGCUGGGGGGAUCUUCACAGUGUUGGCAGCUGGUCUGGUGGUGGCCAGCAUCAAAAGCUUGACCAGGCUGCUCUUGGUUUAAUUAUGUAACAGACACAUGUUAUCUACAGAAGUAUG
Molecule: messenger RNA, 641 nt
Organism: Physella acuta
Lineage: Eukaryota; Metazoa; Mollusca; Gastropoda; Physidae
Source: RefSeq, a predicted model, not a curated record